Messenger RNA from Dicentrarchus labrax (European seabass), 5419 nucleotides. It is a transcript of the gene gsap, whose product is annotated as gamma-secretase activating protein. The transcript is spliced from 32 exons. Gene Ontology annotation, biological process: positive regulation of amyloid-beta formation. The record is from RefSeq and is a predicted model, not a curated record. Bases 271 to 2895 code for a protein of 874 amino acids. NCBI's taxonomy places the organism in Eukaryota, Metazoa, Chordata, Actinopteri, Moronidae. Gene Ontology annotation, cellular component: trans-Golgi network.
CAUGACAUUUCCGCAUGUCAAUAAAAAAUACUGAAGCCAAGAAGAAGAAGAAGUAGGUAGUUAAUGUGGAUGUGUGGACUCUACUGUGCUCUACUGGUUUCUUUUUUUUGCUUCCCCAAGUGCUCAAAGUUAACAAGCAGACUUUCGGUCACAUGAUGCCCGAACAUACACCAGUUGCCAGGUGCUGCCUUUUCUCAAGGAAACACUCCGGAGUAAUUUAAAAAACACGGAUUUUGAGCUCUAAAGGAGACUGAAGACUGAAGUGUUCACAUGCUGAAAUUAAAGUCAAAGUUUGACCUGCACAGGGAUGUGGUGGCUGAUAUCCUCAGGAAGGAGGCGUCGGUCUGCAGGGUGAAAGAAUACUCUGGAGCAGUGGACACUCGUAUCCUGAACAUUGAGAGCGACGGGGGCAUCCUUUACUCCUGGAAGGGAGCAACAGGGACCACCAGAAUUGGGAAAUAUGACUCCAACACCAAACAGAACAAGCUCCUGUACACAUUCGACAAGCAGGUGUGUGUCAGCAGCUGUUCCCUGAACAAGGAGGAGACGCUGUUAGCUGUCAGCUUGGCACAAAACACCAGAGGAGAGGAGCGCCUCAAACCAAUAUCCAAGUGUCUAACUCUCCUGAUUGAGAUCCAGCCCAUCAAUAACACCAAAGUCCUCAAGGCAGUGGACUGCAGGGUCAAAGUGCAGUUCCUUCAUUCAGAAACUGACAGGAGAUCAGUGCUGGAGAGCCACCUCCUACUGCUGACUGAGGAUGGAUAUGUGGAUCUCUACCAUGUUCUGCUGACGAGACAGGAGGGUUAUAGAGUGGUGAUGGCGAAUCCUGAGCGUUUGUCCAAAACAGCUGAGAGAAUAGUGGAGGACUUCUGCUGGGUCCAGUGGGACGGACACACACAAAGACUCUACUAUCUCACUCAUAAUGCAACACACACACAGGAAAAGUUCCUGAUGCGAUGUGUCCAGUUUUACCUCAACCAUAACUGUGAAAUUGUGUUGGAACUCCCAUUAGAGUUGCCUGCUAAUCCUUUCCACGCAGUCAAGUUUGUAAAUCUGGGUUUUGACCAUUAUCACAUAGAGAGACCAGAGCAGGAGCUUGUUAGGAUGGAAGUGUUCACCAACGGAAUAGGAAGCAUGUGUGUGUGCUACAGCCAACCACUUAAAGACAAACAAGAACUGAUCUACACCGUUGUGUUACUUCACAAAGACUGCAGCAAGACGUUCAGAGUAUCUCUGGGCGGCGACCAGCCCCCACAGAAAGCCACACAGCUCCAUCCGCUCUUCAUCCCCAUAGGUUACUACAUCCUGGUGUAUCUGCAGGGUUAUUUCUUCCAUUGUAUCAACACCAGGCAGCAGGAGUUGCUCUGUCACUCCCUCUUUCUCUCAGGUCUUGACAUGGACUCGGGCCUGCAGUGUCAGUCGGCUAACGUGACAGUGUUGCAUGCAGAGGAAGAGUCUAGCGGCAGUCUGUUGGACCUGGCCAGUGGGAGGAUCCACACUGCUGAACUUAGCCCUGCCUACUUGCUGCAGAUACUGCGAUCAGACACUCCUAGGUGUCCCAGCAGUAAGACUGACCCUCAGCGCCUGGCUGCCCUCCACUGCCUGCUGGUUUACAUGGGAAAUGACCCAAACCUGGAGCUGAAGAUUAUUGAAUGGCUGUGUGACAACGUGAACGCCUUCGAAUCCUUUGAUCAGAUCCAAGAAUUCAUUCUAGCUUCUUUGUACAGAAUAAGUUAUGAGAAGUCUCUCAGCCUGGAUAAAGUCCUGCCCUACUCCUCUGUAUUUGACAAAAAGGAGAUACUACGGUGUCUGUUGGAGGUCCCUGGUGUGUUGUGUACCACUGAGCUGCAUAUUGAACUUGUGCUCCAAGGAAAGGCCAGAAGUCUCCAGGGUUUCUGGUCGGAGCUGCAGUGGAACACAGAGAGGACAAAAUACCUAGAUGCUGUUCCCAACCCCAGAUACAGAACCUCACACAUACAAGCCGAGUGGGAUAAACUGAGGUCCGAGAGGAGACCAUCCAGCCACAUGAAUCACAUGGAGGAGAACACAAAGAAAGUUCUAUCAAUGGUGGACACCUGGCGUCUUGAUAAGAAGCUUGUGCCACUCUUUCAGGAGGAGGACCGUCAACAGAGGCUGUUCAUAGGCCUGACGGUUGACAAGCUUCGAGAGCAUCUCAACAGACACCUGCCUCGACUGGGGAAGAAGAAGAUUGACUCGCUGGUUGUCAACUACGUAGCCAAACUGCUGGAGCUCAUCAGACACAUGCUGGAGUCAGUCUGGCUGAAGCAUAAACUCGGCCCUCGUGUUUUGUGCUUCACACAGCGGGGCAGUCCAGCCGAGUGGUCCGUGUUUCACUUCAUGUUUCGGAUCCUGGAAGCCACGAGAGGUCUCUGCCUACCCCUCCCACCUGGCUAUCACACCCUGUUAGCAGUGUUUGCUGUGCGCUGCCUCCCUCAUCACACCUUCCUCCAGUACAUUGACCACGGUGUCCUGCAGCUCACUGAAACUUUUGUGUCUCGGCUCAUGACAGAUUUGGACAACAGCGAUGCCAACGAGAGACUGAAGUUCAGCAUACUUAAGAGACUCCCCGAGCCUAUGGAGCAGACAAUCUACCACAUGUGGGAUCAUCCUGUCAGUUCAGCUUCAAUCUCCAGAGAUUAUGUCAGAACUCUGCUGGAGAAACACAACAAAAACAAGGGAUUUGCAUUCACCGACAGAGACAAGCCGGGCGUCAGACCUGAGUUUCUGCCUCUUACCUAUCUGGCAAAAAUACUCUCUGAUAUAGAAGAACAAGCUCUGAACCCUUUCGAGGAGCAGGAGAACGUGGAUGCCCGGUUCGUGGAGGAGACGGCUCUGAAACAGACACUAAUACAGCUGGGCUUUGAGGAAAAAUGAAGGAUGUGGAUGGGAGCAGAAGGAGCAGGGGAGGGACAGUGGAUGGAUGGAUUACGGUGGUAAACAGAUGAGGGGGAAAAUGCGUUUGAGGGAACAGUCAUCAUUGACUGGGCCUUGAGGACAAGUAACGGAUGGCUGGGUGAUGGAGGGCGAGAAGCGAAAGAUGAAUGGGGGGAUUGAAAGUCAGAGCGCUCAUAAACAACUGUUUGAUGACAAAUUAGGGUGGGGCGGAGGGACAGAUGGAUGGAGACGCCCAGAAAGGGAAGAUGGAAUAGGAGGCAGAGUGGAUGGGGAAAAAAUAGACCCUGCUUUUUUCCCCACCUCUUGUUUAGUAAAUACAAAACUCACAGCAGCACCUAUUUUUUUACACAACACAACAAUGAGUGAGUAUCAAAAGUAAUAACACAACAGGGGGACACAGUUUGGAUCUUCAGCCGGUGGUUUGAUUUAAUUUGGGAAAACAUGCUUUUCAGAUUUUGAGUGGAAAUCAAUAACCGCAGGCAGCUAUUUAUAUGAACUCAUAUUUCUGUGGCGGCAACAAUUCUCUCCAGAGCCCUCGUGACCUCUCCGCUUUCUCUCGCGCAAAUUUAUGAACGUCGGUGUCAAAUACCGCAAACAGUAUUUAUAAAUCAAACACUCUUGUUUAUCCUCCUGUGUUUCCUGUAAUGCUGCGCUGCACCCCAUCAACUUGAUUACAUGCUGACAAAAAAAAAGGCCUUCGAAGACAGAGUAGCUUGAUACGGUCCGUCAGUGGCAGCCGUGCAUUAAAUCUGAUUUUAAGCACGAGUUAGACAGAAUCUUUGCAGCUGAAUAACUCCGGGAGACUGACUGGCACAGGCAAAGAUUUAAAAUUACAACCCUAAAUGGAUAUUUAGAUGUUGGAAACUGAAUGUAAGGAUAAACGCAAACUCUUACUCCUCAGUGAUUGUUACUUCAUACCAAAACUGGUAUACUGACAGGAUGUGUUCAUAUCAGGAACAUGUCUGAAAUGUUCAGGAAAUUCACUGUUUGUUGCUGGAUGUCAUAAUAAGGGCUGCGUGUCAUUUCAGUGUUUUGAUUCUGGUGCGUUUCUGUACAAAAUGAUACCUUACUUUGAUACAAUAGAUGUGUUUUUCUACAGAACCUCAGUUAUCAAAUCUUAAAACAUCAGCAAGACAAAAGCAAUCCUACAAGAACUAACUAAAAAAAAACAAGUAAAAUAGUGUAAAAGUUGGUAAAUUAUGAUUUAAAGUGACACUGUUUAACUUUUCAGUCCCCCCCAGGCUUUCACUGCAGCUUUUCAUGUUGCUUUUUAGGUUGCUUUUAGGUAUUUUUUGCAAUGAAAUUGAGUAACAAAGGGAUAACUGCAAAAAUAGUUAUAAAUAAUAAAUAGCAUAAUUUGUUAAAAAUUUAAAGACAACUUGUUCCAGUGAGAAUAAAAUCGCUCUGUUCGCAGGGUAAAUGUGAGACGUUUGUUCACACACGUCUGCGUCUUCGUAACCAGGAACAAUGCAGUCAGUGUGGUGACGUAGGGCUCAGUGUUUUGUACAGGAAACUGCAAUGAUUUGGUCACAUUUGCAGAAGAGUUGCGAUGACUGGACAAAAUUGCAACAGGGAUUGGUUGAAUUUGCAUUAAUCGUUAAUCGAUCGCAACAUUGCAACAUCCUGGAGGAUUGCAACAUCCUUUAAAUAAGUAACAUAUUCUUAGUACAAAAUGAUCGCUUACCUUAAUAAAUAUAAAUAUAAAAACUUUGGCUUACUAGUAUUGUAACUAGUGUGAUUGAGACUAUUUAUAAGACAAACUAACACAUUCUUACUCAUACAGAAAGUUGGAUUCAUAAGCAAUAAAACACUAUUGCUAAAUUCCAUACUCUCAGGGUUUUGGUAUCGCUUAUGAUGCAAAAAAACAAAACAAAACGUGAUAUUGUCACUUCCUUUAAGCUGAUCAGCCAAGUUACUGCGUCUCACUUUAAAUCAGGAACUAGCUGACCAAAGAAAAAUGGGGAUCAUUAAUCUGAUCAGCCGGCUUUUCGUAUGAGUCCGGGAAAGGGCAGACUCAACCGACUUUAGUAACUUUAUUCAUAUGGCACAUUGCGAAAUCUGCCUACAAAAUGCUUUACAUACCAUAAAAUCAAACAAAGAUAGUGCAGUGUGGAUAAUAAGGAAAUAAUAACAAAGAAAAGCCUGACGUUCCUCAGUCUUCCGGCUCACACACACUCACACACACUCACACACACUCGAACGUCUGGUUUGAAUAAUGCACCCAUGUGCCCUCAAUCAUGACUGAGCUCUAACUGUAAGUGGAGAAAUUCUUUUGUAGUGGUGCUGCGUGUAGCUUUCGUAAUCCUUUUCACGGCGGCUGAAUGUUGGCACCAUCUGUGACUGAACACCAGAGAUCAUUUACAUCUCGUGUCGAGCUUUGAUUCGAGAAAUUAAGAUUCCUCUGAAGAAAAAAAAAAAAUAAAAGGGAUUUUGUAAUGUUUAUUAUGUUUACACAAAAAAAAGUUUUGUAUGAUGAAUUGUGAAUAAAGAGAUUUUUACUGUA